AUGGAAGACUGGACAACAAGGAUAAGGCCGAAGGAAUCUCUUGAAAGCAAAGUGAAAAGGAUGGGGAAGCGUCUGAAGGAUGCAAGGCUAAUGGAGGAGACUAGAAGGCAAGGUCAAUGCCCAAGCCAUCACCUUCGCCCGAUUUCCCUCAUCCACCCGAUCUCCUCAUCUUCGAGCCUUCACGCGAGCACCUCCUUCUCGCGGCCCUCGUCUCCCCAAACCCACCGCCGGCCUCUCUUCUCCGUCGGGCCACAGCCGCCGAGCCACGGCCACCGGCUUCCCCUCCUCACGCGAGCACCGCAGCGUCGCCGUCUUUGUGUCCUAACGCCGACACAGCCAACCUCUUCUUCCCUACCUACUUCUUCCAUCUCCCUCGCACGAGCACCACACAACCGGUUUCUCCUCCUCACGCGGGCACCACAGCCGUCGCAGCCACCGUUGUUGAUCCUCUUCCCUCAACCGAAGUCACAGCCGUCGAUCCUCUCCUCUUCGAGUCGUGCCCUAACUAAUCCGGCAGGACGUUGAUUGAAGACGGUUAGCUCGAU
This is a messenger RNA of Zingiber officinale, 545 nucleotides long. RefSeq lists its product as uncharacterized. The transcript is spliced from 3 exons. The record is from RefSeq and is a predicted model, not a curated record. Bases 1 to 525 code for a protein of 174 amino acids. Lineage: Eukaryota; Viridiplantae; Streptophyta; Magnoliopsida; Zingiberales; Zingiberaceae.